Anas platyrhynchos (mallard) is the source of this 6506-nucleotide messenger RNA. NCBI's taxonomy places the organism in Eukaryota, Metazoa, Chordata, Aves, Anseriformes, Anatidae. The record is from RefSeq and is a predicted model, not a curated record.
CCCGCGCCCAACGGCCGCCGCGGGACGAUUCGAACCCGGCAGCGGAGCGCGCGCGGCGGGGCCCGGCCCGGCGGCGCCUCAGCGUGAGCGGGGCCGUGCCCGGUGCCCCCCGGCCCCGUGUCCCCCAUCCCCUGCCCCUCCGGCCCCACAACCUGCCCUGCGUGGGACAGCGGAACUGCAAGGUGAAACAAGACCACAAUGAAACGUGAAGAGUUUUUGCAAGUUGUGUCUAAAGAGUCGAUUGAAGACUUCUUGCGUUUUACUCAGACUCCCAAAAAUACGCUCGAACCUUUCGACUUGAAUGAACUACUUCAAGAAUUGCCAAGAAAACAAAAAGAAGUACUAUGGGAGAAGCUGACACACCUAUUGAAAGAGACCCUGGUGGAGAAACCUGUGGAAACAUGGCAGAUGACUGGAGAUGAUGAAAAUAAUGAUUGCAUGGAUGUUGACAUAGUUCCAGAAAUGAAACAAACUGUAGCUGUGAUCCAAGGAGUGACAGCUGUCGUUACUGCUUCCAUACCCGUAGUGGAUGAAACUGUAAACUACAAAGUUCUUUUAGAAUGUGCUUUCAUAUUGAAUGGUAUUCUUCCUGCAUUACCUGAAUCUGAAAAAAACCUACAGGGUGCCAUCCAACAUAUGUGUGAAAUGUGGUGGGAAAAAGGACUGGAAGGGAAGGAGCAGCUAGGGAAAACUGUAUUUAUUAUGUUGCUAAGAAAAAGCCUGAAUAAAGCUGCUACGGGUGCAGAUGUAGUUCGUCUCUGGAAUCUACAUCAGACGCUAUUGUACUUUGAUUAUGAUUCAGAGGACAGUAAUGAAGUCAAGGACUUGUUACUUGAGUGCUUUAUGAGUGUAAGACACAUUAAAAAAGAAGAGGGAAGAAGAUUCUUGAGCUUUUUGUUCAGCUGGAAUGUCAACUUCAUUAAAAUGAUACAUGGAACUGUUAAAAACCAAUUACAGUUUUUUCCAAGGUCCUUAAUGGAAUACAUUUCAGAAGUUUACUUCAGAGCAUGGAAGAAGGUGUCAGGAGAAGCUUUAAAGAUACUUGAACAUAAUUGUAUUCAGGAUUUCAUGCAUCAUGGAAUUCAUCUUCCCAGGAGCUCUUCUGUUCAUUCUAAAGUUAGAGAGAUGCUGAGUUACUUUCAUAAACAAAGUAAAGUUCGCCAAGGAGUUGAAGAAAUGCUCUAUCGAUUGUACCAACCUAUCCUUUGGAGAGCACUGAGGGCUAGAAACUCAGAAGUUCGAUCAAAUGCAGCAUUUUUGUUUAUUGAUGCUUUUCCUAUUCGUGAUCCUAGUUUUAAUGUUGAAGAGAUGGACAACGAAAUACAGAAACAAUUUGAAGAACUUUUUAAUCUCUUAGAAGAUCCUUAUCCAGUUGUCCGUUCUACAGGGAUACUUGGAGUUAGUCAGAUAACAUCCAAAUACUGGGAGAUGAUUCCUCCACCAAUUGUUGCUGAUCUUUUAAAAAAAAUAAUUAUAGAGCUGGCAUGUGAUGUAACAUCUGCUGAUGUUCGAUGCUCUGUUUUUAAAUGCCUACCGAUAACUUUGGACAACAAACUAAGUCACCCAUUACUGGAGCAGCUCUUGCCAGCACUUAAACUCAGCCUUCAUGACAAUUCAGAGAAAGUGCGAGUGGCCUUUGUUGAUAUGCUGCUGAAAAUCAAAGCUACUAAGGCAGCUAAGUUUUGGAAAAUCUGUCCUAUGGAGCAUCUUCUGGCUCGCCUUGAAGUUGAUUCACGGCCUGUGUCACGACGCAUAGUGAACCUCUUAUUCAACUCUUUCUUCCCCAUUAACCAGCCUGAGUAUGUGUGGUGUGAGCGCUGUGUUACUUUAAUCCAGAUGAAUUCGGCAGCAGCUAGAAAGUUCUAUCAGUAUGCUUAUGAAUAUACUGCCCCCACCAAUAUAGCUAAACUGAUGCUAACAAUUCGGCGCUGCUUAAAUGCCUGUAUCCAGAAAGCAACAAAAGAGAGUCUUCAUGAUGAUGAUGAUGAAGAUGAAGAAACUGAGAAGGAGAGCAUAAGUAUGUUCAAUGAUGUGUUAUCAGUAAAUGAUGUGGCAAGCAUGGCCAGUUUAUUGGAGAUUGUAGUAAUUCUCUGGAGAAGUAUUCGCAAAGCACUAGAUCACAAUGAAGGUGCCAAAGAUUAUGCCAUCAGAAAAUUUGCUUCGGUACUUCCUGAGUAUUUAAAAGUAUUUAAGGAUGACCGUUGCAUGACUCCGUUGGUUAUUCUUGCAUCCUUUAUGCCCCCUGCUGCUAUUCCUACUUUCAGCUGUGGUGUGAUCUCCAAACUCAGAAAUGUUGACAGUGGAGCUGAUGAAAGCAAAUACUCUACCCUGAUAGACUGCGUGUGUCACUGGGGACAAGUGGGACACAUUAUGGAAUUAGCCGGUGAUUGGUUGUCAGACAUGUUAACCCCAAGAAAGAGUCUUAAAACAUCUGAACGACGAGUACGUAUCCAUGUAACACAGGAAUCAAAGCCAGAAUUAGCGCUUGAUUACAUUGAAUAUUUACUGACUCAUCCUGUUAAUCGUGGUUGCCUACUCUCUGCACCUAAAAAGAAGCUGAGCCAGCUUUUCAAAAUUUUGAGAGCUGCAAAGGAAGUUCUUGACUCAAUUCUGAAAGCAACCGAUGCAAGUUCUGUUGGCUGCAAUCAAACAACUGCCUUAAGAGCCUUCAGCCUAUGUUGCAGGUUGAGUAUUCAUCUUCAAAACCAGUUUUCUGAAGACGGAAAAGAUUACCUGUCAAUUCUGAAGGAGACAGGUGAUUGGAUAGAAAGUCAAGUUGUACCUUGUUUGCUAGCAACUGAUCAAGAGGACAGCAUUUCAAAACAGAGUAAUGUUUCUCAAUUAAUUAUCCAGGACUACCUGACAGUGUGUAAAGAUCUAAUAAUGGUUGGCCUUGGAAAUCUUAAAUUUCAAGCAUACCUUUUAGAUAUAGCACUGGCAGUUAUACAAACAGAGAGAGGUGGCUUUUGUACUCCAGUGUUACUCUGUGUUCUAAAAGAAAUUACUGAAGCUUCUUUGACUCAAAACACUGAGACACAUGAAGUGGAAAGUCUUCUCCAUGCUGUACAGACUGUCUUCCAGAAAAUUUUAGAAUGUGUCUCAUGCAGACUCAAGAAACAGCCGGAAGAAGGGAUUCAGUUAAUUCGCUCUAUUCAAAUGCCUCUUGGAGAAUUCAUAUAUGCAGUCCAGUACUGGCGUUCAUCUUGCACAGCAGUUCACCAAGGUGUGCUCUCUACUCUCCUAGAUGCAAUAGUAGUGGAGAUAAAUUAUGCGUUACAAAAGGCUUCCAGUGAAGGAGACUUAACUAUACCAAAGACUGUUUCAGACCUUCCACCUCUUUCAAGCAGUUUAAUGACCAUAAUUAUGAAGACAGUUAAUGUGGUCAGGUCAUUUUUAAAUGAAUUAAUGGAAUGCAUUCUCUCCAAAGAAGUUGAAGAGAUUUUUAGUCUUACAGCUAUGGUCUGCAUUGUGAUUAUAAUUAAAGGUAAGCACAGAGCUUCACUUCUAAAGGAUAUUGCACCUGUCAUUCAAAGAAAGCUGAUAACAUACAAGGAAACUGCCACAGAAGAAUCUAGCAAUACAGAAAGGUAUUAUUGCUGCUUACUUCUGAAUACAUUACCUCACAGCAACUCUGAUGGAUUAUUUCUUUUUAAUACCCAGUUUCAGAAUCCUUUAUGAAUCAUCUCUGAAAAUUUUGGAUGAACUUUUGAAUCCUUGACCACAUGGAAGCUUUUGUCAUGAAAAUUAAAGGAAGGAAGAUGAACUGUGUUAAAAAGCAUAAUAUUAUCUUGUAAAUUUAUUAAGAGUUCUAUUUUCUGUUACUCUGUACAUUUAAAGCAGGCAAAAUGUACAAAAGUGUGUAUAGAAAUCAUGUAGUAAAGAUUCUCAAAGACUCAUAAGGAGGUUGUUUUGUAUCAAACUGUCAUAUAUGGGGGGAAGUAAAAAAAAAAAGUAUUUUUGUUUUUAUAAAACAAAUAAUAAUUGUAUAUUCUCAUUCCUUGAGGUAGCACAUAGCCUCAGACAUGGAGAAAAUUAUAAAGCCUAUUCCUAAAUGUUACAGAAGUCAUUUUGAGACACAUGAAGGACAAAAUAGCAAUUGGGUAUUGCCAACAUGUAUUCACUAGGAGUGAAUUCUUCCUGACCAACCUCAUUUCAUUUCCUGCUGUGAACAAAGGGAGAGCAGAGGAUGUCACCUUUUCUGUUCUUCGCAGGACUUUUCACCAAGGCUUACGUAGUAUUUUUGUAACCAAAUUGGAGGGAGAUGGGCUGUAUGGAUGAUCUACAAGAAGGGUGGAAAACUGGUUGGACAAUCAGACUUGAAGAAUAAGGGUGCUACAGUGUCAUACUGAUGAUUAGUGGCAUUCUUUAGGGCAGAUGCUGUUGCCAGUGCUAUUUAACAUCUUAAUUAAAUGCCUGGGCAAUGGAAUGAAAUGCUGCCUCAGUCGGUUGGCAGAUGACACCCGUGUGGGGGCAGUGGUUGAUAUUUUUGAGGGGAAGGGUUGUCUGAUUCAGUGGAAUCCUGACAAGCUGGACAUAAGGAUCAACAAAUCUCAACGUUCAACUUGGACAUGCACAAAGUCCUUCACCUGUAGUGGACUAAUUCUAUAUAUCAGCAUCAGCAAGUGCAGAAGAGCAACAUUACUGUUUUCCUCUACAUGAGGAGGAUUAAGAAAAGACUGCUUAGAGGUAUGCAUCAAGAAAACAUGAGGCAGCAGACACACUGCAGCAAGAAAAGUACUUCUUGGACAUAUGAAAGAAAAAAGGAUGAAAGCGAACAGAAACUGAAAGUGGAACAGGUUUACCAGAAAGACUGUGGAAGAUCCUUCCUUGGAGAUGAGGAGAACUUGACUGACAAGGCCUUGACGAGCAUGACAGAAUUUUGAAAUUACCCUGUCUGAUCUGGAGGUUGGACUAUAUUAUCUUCUGAGCUUCCUUCCAGUUUAAUUGCUGUACAUUUGGCUAUUUUUAUAAAUUAAUACUGCAGGUAGCAUAGACAUGUAGGCCAGUUACCUAACUUUUUAAUGUGAACAGAUGCUCUCCUAAAACUAGUCAUAAAAUGCUGAUUGCAGAAUGUUAUUUUGCCUUAACUGAGGCAUCUAUAAAUUACAUGUCUAAGUUCAUAAUACUGUUUGCUUUUUUACCUAUUUUAGAAGUGGAUCUAGUAGGUGUCCCCAGGAAAAUGAGUCAACCAAAGACCAUAAAGGUAGUAUACAAGGACUAGCUUAAACUUGGAUAUCUAACGCUUAAUUAUCUUCAAAAUGGGGCAGGAUGCUUUGCAUUUAGUAUCUAUAUAAAUGGCUCAUUGAGAUCUCCAAUGUUACAGAGUGGCACUGACACAGAAAUUAGCAAAUUUAGCUAAAUUAAGACAGGCUCUUUAUUCUUGAUUAGGAUCUGUGCAUAGUGCUGUACCCCCAUCUAUCAGGCAUCUUUCUGUGGUAGGAGUUGGUAACCUUUUUAGUGCAUAAAAUUUCACUCCUAGACAGAAGCUUAUUUAGCUGAAAUGUUGAUAUUUAAAAAUAAUCAAAUCCUGAAUAAACAACUGUCAGGCUUUACAACAGGCACGUCAGUAUGGAUAUGUGAAUUCCAGAAGAUUUACUUUAUCCAUGAUGGUAGCCUGAGCCAAAAAGUCUAAUGCUGCCCCAGCAGGUAGCUGUAGAUCUGCCAACUGUUUAUCUAUCAACAUCUUUCUAAAAACUGUGUUCUUUGGCCUUCAGUCUUCUACAUCUGUUAACAGGCAGGUGUUCCGGUAAUGACCUUUUAAAUCUUCUGAUUAUACAAAUUAGUUAAUGAAUAUGUAAAUCACUUUCGUUUUUUUCUGCUUCUCAAUCUUUCAUUGUUUUCUCAUAUUAAAUUAGAAGAGAAUUUAAGUUACUGCCUUUUUUCCCUUGGUCUAUAGCGCUGCUUUUUCAGUUUCCAUUUUUUAUGGAGUACCUGUUACAGACCCAAUAUCCCAGAGCCUGAAAGAAAUAAAGGUAACUACCAACAUCAGAAAUAGACUGAUUUCUUCUGAAGAACUUAAGAGGUGACAUUGUAAGGGAAGGUAAGAAAACUUAGAGAUGAACUUUUGUCCGUAUUCUAUCAUGGCUGAUACUCAAGUGGUUCUCAAGGGUGUUGAAAUUGUUCUGUGGUGGCAGUGGAGCUGGUGUAGAGAUCUCAGCCCGAGAUCCAGUCCAGCUGUAUUAUAACUCCUCUGAUAGAUGAAAAGCCACGGGCUUUCUGCAACACAAUCAAUGAUGUUCUUUGAAUUCUGUGAGCCAAAGUCUGUCAAGUGCUUUCUCCUUGGGUCUUUCUGGUAAAUCUCGCAACAAUAUAAGAAGGUUUUACUUGGUGUUCUCAUUGCAAACUAAGUCUUGCCAAAAUGUUGAAUCCUUGUAUUUAUCUUUUAUAUAUAUAUAUAUAUAUAUAUAUAAAUAAAUAAAUAGUAUAUUUCUUAAGCUGAAUUACCUUUUUGAAGCCUGUAAAUCAGAUUUGUUUUAUCUUACUGAUUAAAAGUGCCUUUGAAGUGC